This is a messenger RNA of Penicillium canariense, 2073 nucleotides long. RefSeq names its product THO complex subunit THO1/HPR1. Gene Ontology annotation, biological process: regulation of DNA-templated transcription elongation; mRNA export from nucleus. NCBI's taxonomy places the organism in Eukaryota, Fungi, Ascomycota, Eurotiomycetes, Eurotiales, Aspergillaceae. Bases 1 to 2073 code for a protein of 690 amino acids. The transcript has 4 exons. Gene Ontology annotation, cellular component: THO complex part of transcription export complex. The record is from RefSeq and is a predicted model, not a curated record.
AUGGCGGCCCCAGAAUUUGAGGCGGUUCGCGUCUACAAGGAGGUGGUGGAUCGUCUUCUGGAGCGUGCAGCCCAGGUCAAGCCAGACUCACAGAUUGAACCCCCGUUGACCGAGGGGGUCCUGGGCGAGCCGAUCUGGCGAGUGCCAGGCGAGAAACAAGAGAUUGUGAAGCAGCUCAACCCGCAGACUCAGUUUGCUGCCGUGGAGAUCGCGUUCCGCGAGAAGUUCUAUCGUAUCCUGGGCUCAACUUCGAUCGACGACCCUUCCUUCAUCCACAUCUGGAACCUGCUCGACAUCGUUUCUAUUUUUUCCGACAACGAACAAUGUGAACCUGGCCUCAUCUUUUGGCUAAUCGAGGAGCUGCUGGACAGUCAAACAAUCAAUGGCUGUCGUAAAGUUUUUGACUAUCUCGAGUCGCGCCGGGAGCGGAAUAUUAAGAAACACUUCAAACAGAAGAGUCUGGUCAUCCUAAGAUCCUGCAACGAGCUCCUCCGCCGGUUGUCCCGCGCAGAAGAUACGGUAUUCUGUGGCCGAGUCUUCAUCUUCCUAUUCCAAAGCUUCCCACUAGGCGACAAGAGUUCCGUGAACCUGCGCGGCGAGUUCCAUACCGAAAAUGCCACAACCUAUGACGAUAUCCCCAAGGCAAUUGCGGAGAAUGACGAAGACACAACCAUGACCGAAGGGAAUGAGGCUUUUUCACCAACUGAGACGUCAGCGGAGGGCAGCACACAGCCGGAGGAGUCGAGCCAAGUUCCAAAGCUCGUGGUCACUGCAGACAAAAAAGGCAAGGCAAAAGAGAAGGUGGACCUAGAUGCCCUUUACCCGGUGUUCUGGAGUCUACAAGGCUACUUCUCUGCCCCAAGCAAGUUGUUCGACACCGAGCGUUUUGCCGAAUUCAAAACAGGGCUCGAAGCAACUCUCUCUGCGUUCAAGAAUAUCAACACCGAGCUCGAAAACCAGAGCGGCUCGCGGUCAUCAGACGAGGCGCGAAGAUCUCACAAACGUAAGCGCGUUACUGAUGAUGCCGAGGUUGGGACCAGCUUCAACCCGAAGUACCUCACCAGCCGGGAUCUGUUUGAUCUGGAAGUGAGCGAUACAGCAUUCAGAAGGCAUGUUCUGGUGCAAGCCCUCAUUCUUAUCGAUUUCAUGCUGUCACUUACACCCAGCGCCAAGUCCCGCUUGGUCGACUUGACGAACAAAUCUGUACUCUAUGGGUUCGUCUUAAGUGAGGACGAUGCGAAAUGGGCAACCAGCAUGAGGAAGAGCAUUGAAGGAUACCUUCGCCAGGGUGCCGGGGGGAACUUUUAUUUCCGCAUGGUCGAUACUGUCUUGUCCAGGGACAAGAAUUGGGUGCGCUGGAAAGCUGAAGGAUGUCCACCAAUUGAGCGACCUGCAGUCUUGGUGCCGGAAUACAUAAAGGCACGAGAGCAUGCAACCAAAGCCUAUGCCAACAAGCGACUUCGACCUUCGCCAAUGGGAUCUCUAGACCUGAGCUUCCUGUCCGAUACUGAGGCGUUGGCCAACAUCGAGCGGCUCAAGGAACCAGACCGCUACUCAGUUCCCUCUGCAGACUCCUUCAUGAUGGGUAUCAUGGACGACGACAUGGACAUCGAGAUGGCCCAGACCCCGGACGACAAGGAUGCUGCAUUAAGAGCCAAGUCCAGCAAGUCUUGGCGCAUCCUCCGCCUGUCAGCAAAGACAAAGCUUGCCGCAUUCGACAAGAUCGAGGACGGGAACAAUCUCCAGGCCCUGUUCGAGAGCCCGGAAGCACCGUCAGAGACCCCCCAGCCUGGUGAAGGGGCUGAGAGCACUGCUCAGCCACCCGAGGACGAGGCCGGUCAAGAUACAGCUACCAAAGAGACCUCAUUCGGCGGGGACGGCGCACAAGACGAAGAGAUCAAGGAGAUCCCUGUCGCGAACAUGAGCCAAAACGUCACCGACGACGCCCAAUCACCAUCAAAGCCCGAACUCCAGUCAAAUGCGCCUACCGAAGAGAAUACGAACGACGAGCCAAACACCGUCGCUUUUAGCGUGGCUUCCGGAGAUAAUCCCAAAGGGGACACGGCGACGUGA